Messenger RNA from Vombatus ursinus (common wombat), 1918 nucleotides. RefSeq names its product low density lipoprotein receptor class A domain containing 4 (gene LDLRAD4). Bases 867 to 1787 code for a protein of 306 amino acids. Gene Ontology annotation, cellular component: Golgi membrane; early endosome membrane. Lineage: Eukaryota; Metazoa; Chordata; Mammalia; Diprotodontia; Vombatidae. Gene Ontology annotation, biological process: negative regulation of transforming growth factor beta receptor signaling pathway. Gene Ontology annotation, molecular function: R-SMAD binding. The record is from RefSeq and is a predicted model, not a curated record. The transcript has 8 exons.
GUGCAUCCCCAGCGGUCAGCUCGGGCCCUCGGGCCCUCCCACUCCUCUUCUCUGGGUUUGCACGCCCCGGGGGUAUUUCUCCCAGCACACCCGCCCCUGGGUCUCGGAACGGGAAGCAGCGGCUCCUGCGCGGCCCCUUCCUGACUGUCUGGCCCGGGUUGAGCCUGUCUGCAGCCCUCCCCUCUCUACUACCCCGCCUCCGUCUCCCCACCGAUCUUCGGUCCUUAAGAGGGAGGGGGCUGCUGCAGGAUAAUCUGCAUUUACAACAUCAAGCUGCUAUCUUCCAUUUGGGCCAGUUUGAAGAACGAACACAAGCAUGUGUGCAAUUUGUAAGGGUUGGUAAACUUGGAGAACUGGAGUUGUUCAGGAUUGCUGAAGAUGAAAAUUGCUUUAAUCACAGUGGAGCUAAAGGCUAGAGGCGGCAGGAUGUGGCUAAUGAGCGUGCCUGAGGGGAAAGACAAGCCUAAGAGAGAAGACAAAACAGAAAGCAAUUGAAUGUCCCAAGUGGCUGCGACCCAGGGAAAGGAUGCUGGCUACCGAAUGGUUCAUUAGAACUACAUUUUAGAAAGGGAAACAGUCUCAGCGGGACAGCUUCUGUGGCUUCCAGAUUCACCAUGGCCCUGAUUCUCUGGUUGGACGGCUGAAGUCACUGUGGGUCCAAUACUUGCUUUUUGUCUUUGGCCGGUCUCCUGGUACCAUCUGCUUACAGGAUCUGGUGGGAAUCAUAUGCUACCAAAGGUUGGAAUCCGGAGAGAGAUGGACUCCGACAAGCUAAAAUGGAAGUAACUUGACAGCUUCAGACCCUCCAGUUGCCUCUUGUAAGGACAAGUUAAAAGUGGGAACACAAACGUGUCUGGGAGAGCAGUAUGCAGGAAGCUGGUUUUCAGGCCACAAACGCUUUCACAGAGUGCAAAUUCACCUGCACCAGUGGUAAAUGCUUGUAUCUUGGCUCGCUGGUCUGUAACCAACAGAACGAUUGUGGGGAUAACAGUGAUGAAGAGAACUGUCUGCUGGUAACCGAACAUCCUCCUCCUGGCAUCUUCAACUCUGAACUGGAGUUUGUCCAGAUCAUUAUCAUCAUUGUUGUAAUCACGGUGAUGGUCGUGGUGAUCAUUUGUUUAUUGAAUCACUACAAGCUCUCAACACGGUCCUUCAUCAAUCGGCAGAGUCAAAACAGGAGGCAAGAAGAUACUUUGCAGCCGGAAGGGUGCUUGUGGCCUUCAGACAGUUCAGUGCCACGACAGGCUGCUGCAGAGAUUAUGUAUGCCCCCCGGACUAGGGACAGAUUUACUGCCCCAUCAUUUAUGCAGAGGGACCGUUUCAGCCGCUUCCAGCCCACUUACCCUUAUGUACAGCAUCAGAUUGAUCUUCCUCCCACGAUCUCCCUCUCUGAUGGGGAGGAGCCACCGCCAUACCAGGGACCUUGUACCCUGCAGCUUCGGGAUCCUGAACAACAGAUGGAACUCAAUCGAGAAUCUGUCAGGGCCCCACCCAACCGAACUAUAUUUGACAGUGAUUUGAUAGAUAUUUCUAUGUACAAUGGGGGCCCAUGCCCACCAAGCAGCAAUUCGGGCAUAAGUGCAACCAACUGUAGCAGUAAUGGAAGGAUGGAAGGACCACCCCCAACUUACAGUGAGGUGAUGGGUCAUUACCCUGGCUCCUCUUUUUUCCAUCACCAGCACAGCAACACCCAGAGGGGAAGCAGACUUCAGUUACAGCAGAACAAUUCAGAGAGCACAAUAGUACCUAUCAAAGGCAAAGACAGGAAACCUGGGAACCUUGUCUGAUUUCCUCCUCUGGCACUUGAGCAGAAGAGAAGAAAAACCAAUAGGGAAGGGCAACCCAUAGGCCUGCCUCCUAUGCACAAUGUUUUGAAGUUUUACGUGGUACACCUGAGUAAAACCAAAUGUGCAAACGU